Messenger RNA from Fusarium vanettenii 77-13-4, 2715 nucleotides. RefSeq lists its product as uncharacterized. The transcript is spliced from 3 exons. The coding region runs from base 1 to 2715 and encodes 904 amino acids. The record is from RefSeq and is a predicted model, not a curated record. Lineage: Eukaryota; Fungi; Ascomycota; Sordariomycetes; Hypocreales; Nectriaceae.
AUGCCACGGAAGGGUGGCAAAUCCACUCAGCGUGGAAAGCCCAGGCUUUUGUCAACAGAGUUCGGACAGCUCGAAACUACCCCGACGUCCCGUCACCUCCAAUCUCCCGAGGAGCACCAUAAACAGACGCCAGUCUCCAAAUCGCAAGGUCGGAAUAACAGUGAUCAAACCGCGCGGGUCAAAGGUUCGACUACAAACCAGAAGCAACAGUUGAGUUUCGUCGAUGAAUUCGAUGAUGGAGUAGACGAUGUUGAUCUGAUCAAUUUGGACCCCUUCGAAGAGCCGAAAACACAACCUGCACCUGCCAACGACUUUUCAUGGUCCGAAACUGGAUCCUUGACUCGCCGGAGCUCACCACUUCGCGGCAGCGAGGCAUCCAAGGAUAUUUGGCAGUUUGAUAACCAAGGAUCGCUGAUUGAUGCAUUCUCUAGCCCAAAGUCUGGGCAGGGAGACCUCCCCAAAACUCAGCCACUCACACAAAGCCUCAACGCCCAUCUGGAAGAGUUACCAAACGAAGCUGUCGUUGUAGUGGAUUUCUCAGAAACGGCUUCUACAGGGCGACGGAGCUCGCCGUUCGCUUCUCAAAUCGCAACCGAGGAAUCGUGGGAACUACUCAGUAACAAGCCCCUACUUUCUAGCACCAUUCUCGACUCUCUGCAACUGCCCGAAAUGCCACGUUAUCUACCAGAGAAACCAAUUGAACACCUGCCAGCGGAUGAGCUCUACGAUGCCACCCCUCCUAGGUCGAGUGCACAGCGUCCAGUCGCUCCUCCGCCGCAACGCUCCCAGGCUCCCCGAGAAAAUGUCAAGCAUGAUCAGGGUUCGGCACCAUCGCAGACGAAGAGCAAGAAGCCAGCCCAAACCCCGCACCCAAAGAAGGGUUUGGCCAAGUACAUCGAAGAUACAGACUUUGUGAGCGAUGAAGUAGUAUCCAUUUCAUCACCCGAUGACCCAGAGCCCCGCGAAACUCAUCGAAAGGGAGACAAGACGAGUACUAUCCAAGAAAAGCGACCAACCGAGGACAAGCAGGCCACCCCCCAAGCGCAAGAUGACCAAGCAGCAGGACAAGGUCAGAAGGGGAAGAAGCGAAAGCAACGUGCGAAGACGCCGAUUCAGUUUGACAAGGACACUCAAGCGAUCAAGGAAACCCCCCAACCGAAGAAGAAUGGCGACCCCCCAGUGAGAAUGACCCUCGUGAACGCCAUGAAACAGGCAAGCAUUGCCUCAAGCUCCCCGGCUCUCAGUGCAAGAAAGAAGGCGGCACCCAAGGCUACCCGGAAAGCUGCACCAAAGUCUACCCCAAAACCUGCGCCCAAGCCGGUUAAGAGGAAGGCACAACCCAGAAAGAAACGCAAAAUAUUUGUCGAGGAGGAGUACGAAGAUGCCUCUGUCAUCGUCGUCGACACAACCGAAUUCACUGAACCCAAGCCUGCCAUCAACACGAGGGCGAGGACAGCAGCCCAGUCAAAGACCAAAGCUGCACGAGGGGAGCAGGGCUCAGAGAUUAACGCAGGCUCUCAAGGGUUAUCUCAUGACCCGAUCGUGGUAGCAAGCGACCCGGCCAGUUCAUCGAUAUCAGAAUACGAGUCUAAACGGACAGAGCCGCCGAGGCCAUCGCAAGGAAUUCGAACUGCAGCACAAAAUUCGAUGGCAGGAACCGAUGCGCCUCCCAUGGCGACACCAAACACUUCUCUGGAACAUGGUAUAGACCAGCAGGUGGCAGUGUUACCACAGGAGCCCCUCUCGUCUGCCGCUUCCCAGCCUUCUAACGCACUCAAGGCGAAGGAAGCUAUCGUCGAUACAACGUCAAUGAAUGCAGCUGCACCGAAAGAGCCUGCAGAAGAACCCACCAAUAUUCGCAAGCGAAGUCGCGAAACCAAUGUCAACGCUCCCCAAGCUCUCUCUCAUCGUGACCCCAACAUCCCUGUGAAAGGUGCUCUCCGUACUACCCGGGGAGCAGGUAUCUCGAAGGAGACUUCUACAAGAGUUAACAAGGCAGGUUUUGUUCAACGCCGCAAGAGUAGCAAAAUGUCACGGAGUUUCAGUAUCAGCAGCGAUCUACAGCAACGAUACAUCUCAGGUUUGGCAGUGGCAGAGCCAAACUACGACAAGACCAGAAUUGAGCUCAAAGCACGCCCACGAAACGAACAGAGAGAGCAAGAGAGCGAUCUUCUUCCUGUCCUCACUGCGCUCAACAAGAACCUGGAGAGCCAGAUCUUUGAGUCUCUGCAAGGGCAGGACGAGGCAACCGUGGUGGUGGAUGAAGGGAAGCGGACUAAGACUACGGAGAAGGGCAAUGAAGUUGCCGAGCAAACACACUCCGAGAAACCGACAGACGAAGUGGCGGGGAAACUCCACGCGCUGGUUGAGACAAUGUUGAGUCACCUGGCAACCAAGGAAGCGACCAUUUACCGCGGGGCGGAUGCCUAUCGCAAGGGCGGGAUCGAUUGCGUGGACAAGAUUGAACGAAAGUACAGCCAAGAACGGAAUGCGCUGGCCGAUGCGUGUAAGAAGGAUGGUGAUAGGUUCGCUCGGCGAGUUCGCGAAGCGAGAGAAACCGUUGAGGACGGCGAAAAGGCGCGGGGGAAGGCGAUGCACCAGCUGGAGCAAGCGGCGACAAAGCGACGUCAGCUAUACCAGCAAGCGAGCACUGGCUUGCGGGCCCUUCACGGCCGACUCUUGAAGCGAAAGAUGGUGGAGGAUGAGGGCAUUUAG